AUGUUUUCUAGUGGGACGACUGGUAUUCCUAAAGCGAUGGUUCAUACCGUGGGGGGCACUCUGUUGAAGCAUGUGGAGGAGCACUUAAUCCAAGGAAAUAGUCGUUCUUGUGACCGUAUGAUGUUUUACACCACAUGUGGCUGGAUGAUGUGGAAUUGGUAUGCACACCUUCUUCUUUCGUGGAUA
This is a messenger RNA of Cooperia oncophora, 186 nucleotides long. Lineage: Eukaryota; Metazoa; Nematoda; Chromadorea; Rhabditida; Trichostrongylidae. The record is from the annotation of a GenBank genome assembly.